AGACAAUGUGCUUGGUCUAUAAAUGGUCCUAAAUAGUCACUAAUAAUUUUGACAACUUCAAAAAUGUGGCAAUUUCUUAAAAUAAUAAAACCCUUCCAAUAUCAUAAGUUCUACCGUUUCCAGAAAUGCAAUCUUGUGAUCCAGUCAGAACUUUACGACAAAACUAUACCAAAUCUUAUUCUCAAAAAAGAUUCCAAAGUAAUAUGCCAAGGAUUUACAGGAAAAGCUGGAACCUUACAUAGCGAACUAACCAUAAAAUAUGGUACGAAAAUGGUUGGAGGUACAAAUCCCAAGAAAGGAGGGCAAAAACACCUGGGAUUGCCAAUAUUUAAAACUGUUAAAGAAGCCAAGGAAGCAACUAAUCCUCAUGCAUCUGUUCUUUAUGUUCCUCCUCCAGCCUGUGCUGCUGCCAUUAUGGAAGCUAUCGAGUCGGAAAUACCACUGAUUGUUUGUAUCACAGAAGGGGUACCCCAGCACGAUAUGGUAAAAGUGAAACAUGCCUUACUUAGGCAAUCUAAAAGUCGACUUGUGGGUCCUAAUUGUCCUGGAAUUAUUGCAUCCGGAAAAUGUAAAAUUGGUAUAAUGCCUAAUAUGAUACACAAAGAAGGAAUAAUUGGGAUUGUAUCUAGAUCAGGUACUCUUACUUAUGAGGCUGUAGCUCAAACAACAAAUGAAGGUUUGGGUCAAACAUUGUGUGUAGGUAUAGGAGGCGACCCAUUUAACGGCACCAACUUUAUAGACUGCCUAAAAGUAUUCCUAGAGGAUCCUGCUACAAAAGGUAUAAUAAUGAUUGGAGAAAUUGGAGGAGAAGCUGAAGAAAAAGCUGCUGAAUUUUUAUAUGAAUACAAUUCAGGUCCUUCAGCCAAACCAGUCGUGGCAUAUAUAGCAGGACUAUCUGCUCCACCGGGUAGAAGAAUGGGACAUGCUGGAGCUAUUAUUUCUGGAGGAAAGGGGAAAGCCUCUGACAAAAUAAAAGCUCUGGAGGAUGUUGGAGUGGUUGUAGCCAAAUCUUUAACACAAAUUGGUCCUGCUUUAGUUAAACAAAUGAUAAAAUAUAAAUUAAUACCAAGUCGAGCUCCGGUACCAACAGGGACAACAGGAAAAGUUGCUGCAACAUCCGCAUCAUCAAAAGCACAAAAUAAGUGUACACCAGCAAUACGUAAAGCAUAAAAAUGGUAAAGUUAGAAUUAUA
Molecule: messenger RNA, 1192 nt
Organism: Brassicogethes aeneus
Lineage: Eukaryota; Metazoa; Arthropoda; Insecta; Coleoptera; Nitidulidae
Source: the annotation of a GenBank genome assembly